AUGGCAACCAAACGUCCAAAUGACAGCACACGCGCUCCGUCAUCUGGUCAAGUCGCUGGAGUACCACCGAAAGCCAGCGUGAGCGCCGGUAUCAAAUCGGGAGUUGAAAGAUGUGACCUAGUCUUUCAGCGACUUAUUCACAGUCUCGAUGCGUUGAAGCAUCGAGCAACGAAGAUCCCAAUUCCUAUGAUUAUCGGAGAUAAAGAGGUCUUCCCACGUGAAGCAUUCACAGUCAGCGAAGCUGUGUGCAUCCUCUCCCAUGCACCACCACCAGAGGAUAUCGAAGCCCAACGCCUCAUCCUCAGCGAAUGGGCGGAGCGAAACGAGGAGUUUCUGCAGGAUAGCAUAUGGAUCAAGGGCAAACUUGUUAAAGUGGAAAUGCCAGAAGACGCGACCGUGCUGGAAAUAGGCCGGCGAUCGAGAGAAUCUCGAGUGCGCGACCACAUCUUAGAGACACUUGGGGGCAUCGACUUCAUCUUGGCCGACAUGAUGUCAAUCACAGGAGCGAGAGACCGUGUGAAUCUGGAAAAAUGGCUGGGUCACGCGCCGGACUAUGAGUUAAAGGAGCUGAAACUCCAGCCCAAGGCAAAAGAUCUGGGCAGAUACAUCAAGAUUCUCUUGCUGUUGACGGAGAUGGUUGGAGAUCAGGGCUCAACUGAAGAAAGCAGUUGUGCGGACGUUAAGGACCUCGAUAAGAAGGUUUCCGACGAGGGCUUGAAGGGAGAGCGCUCAGCUGAAGAAAGCGCUUGCCCGGACAGCGAAAGGCAUCAUGACAGGGACCAAACCCGAGGAUCGGGGAAGAAGGGCCACCUGAAGGUGCUCAUGCGUUUAUUGCGAGUGGUUCUGAAGAGGCCGUCGAAGAAGAGGCCUUCCAAGCGGAACGUUUAA
Molecule: messenger RNA, 888 nt
Organism: Alternaria triticimaculans
Lineage: Eukaryota; Fungi; Ascomycota; Dothideomycetes; Pleosporales; Pleosporaceae
Exons: 1
Coding region: 1-888 (295 amino acids)
Source: RefSeq, a predicted model, not a curated record